Molecule: messenger RNA, 3750 nt
Organism: Humulus lupulus (European hop)
Lineage: Eukaryota; Viridiplantae; Streptophyta; Magnoliopsida; Rosales; Cannabaceae
Exons: 7
Coding region: 337-3750 (1137 amino acids)
Source: RefSeq, a predicted model, not a curated record
UUACUUUAUUUGGUUUGGUUGUAAUGUACUUUGUUUUUUGGUCAUGACAACUACUAUAGUUAAUUCAGUGAAUGAGUUUCGUCUCCUCUGCUACUACCUCAGUUAGGUUGAGACAAAAACUUGUAUUGAAUAUUGGUUUGGGCAUAGAAGAAUAAAACUAGCAUUCUUUUGGAAGUUUUUAUAAAAUAUGUAUAGGGGAGAUGAUGCCUAAUUAUUAAAUUAGUUGAUGAUCAUUAUGGUGAUAUGUUGUAAUUGAACAUGUGUCUUGGGAAUUUUAUGCAUGUAAGAAGGUUUUAGUCAAACUUAUAGAAGAGGUUUCGCCCAAAUUUUCAAAAAAUGAGUAGGAGUUGGAUGGCGAAAGAUAGGUUAUCAAAGGAAUAUGAAGAUGGAGUUGAGAGUUUUAUUGAAAUAGCCUUGAAAAAUACAGUGGAUCCUAAGAGAGUUCAUUGUCCAUGUCAAAAGUGUUCUAAUUUGAAAAAAUUGGAUAUAAAGGAAAUAAAAAAUCAUUUGUAUUUCAAUGGAAUAGACAAAACUUAUGUUAAGUGGAUAUGGCAUGGAGAACAAGUUGAGUCUACCCCCAAAGUACACAAUGAAAAUAAAGAAUUUGCUCAAGUGUUUGAUGACCCUAUAGAGAUGAUGAGAGAUGCAGAUGAUCGAUUUGUGGAUAGGCCAGAAGAAUUUGUAAAGUUCUUAGGAGGUGCAGAGAAACCAAUUUUUCCAGGGUCACCUAUGUCAAAGUUGGUUGUUUUGGUAAAAUUAUACAAUUUAAAAGCUGGUAGUGGUUGGAGUGACAUAAGUUUUACAAAGUUGCUUGAUUUGAUGAAGGAGAUUUUACCAAAAGACAAUGAGAUGCCUUCUUCCCUUUAUGAGGCGAAAAAAACUCUGUGCACUUUAGGAAUGGAUUAUAAAAAGAUACAUGCCUGCCCUAAUGAUUAUGUUUUAUAUCGCAACAAUUUAGAAAAUGCAACCGAGUGCCCUACGUGCAAGACAUUGAGAUGGAAGAGAGGUACAGAAGGAAAAGAAGGUAAGAAAGGGAUUCCAGCUAAAGUAUUAUGGUAUUUGCCACCGAUACCAAGAUUUAUACGUUUGUUUCGGAAUCCAGAACAUGCUAAAAGUUUAAGAUGGCAUGAGGAUGGAAGGAUCAAAGAUGAUAAACUAAGACAUCCAGCAGAUUCAUUAGCUUGGAAAACUAUCGAUGAGAAAUGGCCUGUAAUAAAAAAGGAUCCUAGGAAUCUUCGACUUGGUCCUUCAGCUGAUGGCAUCAAUCCAUUUAGCAAUAUGAGCUCGUCUUACAGUUGCUGGCCAGUGAUAUUAUGUAUUUACAACCUCCCUCCUCACCUUUGCAUGAAAAGAAGAUUCACAAUGCCGACUUUGUUAAUUUCAGGAAGUAAACAACCUGGAAAUGAUAUAGACGUCUAUUUGGCACCGUUGAUAGAUGAUUUAAAGUUGUUGUGGGAUGGAGUGGACUGUUAUGAUUCUUUUAGUAAAGAAAGUUUUAUACUGAGAGGGUUACUUUUAUGGACAAUUAAUGAUUUUCCAGCUUAUAGAAACUUGUCGGGGUGUUAUGUUAAGGGUUAUAAAGGAUUUCCAAUAUGUGGGGAGCAAACAAGUGCAACAAGAUUGAAGUUUUGUAAAAAGACUUGUUACAUGGGGCAUAGAAGGUUUCUACCUGCAGAUCAUUAUCUUCGUAAUCAAAUGAAAGCCUUUAAUGGUAACCAAGAACUACGAGGACCUCCACCAAUAAUGACUGGUGAAGAGAUUUAUGAAGAGAUUCGUUUGAUAAAUAAUAGAUUCGGAAAACCAGUCACAAAUACCAAAGAAUGUGAAGACAUUGAAAGUAGGGUCAAAUCAAAGGGUAAAAGUAAGACGAGUAAGAAACGAAAACGUAGCAAGAAACAUCAAGUGAGCAAUGAUGAUUCUUUGAAUACUACAUGUUGGAAAAAGAAAUCAAUUUUUUUUGAAUUGGAGUAUUGGAGACAUUUGUUAGUCAGACACAAUCUCGAUUUCAUGCAUAUUGAGAAAAACAUAUGUGAUAGUUUGAUAGGAACUUUACUCAAUAUUCCUGGAAAAACUAAAGAUAGUAUAUCUGCUCGUCGUGAUCUCGCUCUAAUGUCUGAAUCGAAAAAAGAGCUGGCUCCUAAAGUAGAAGAGAAUCGAACAUAUUUACCUCCAGCAUGUUACACAUUAAAAAAAGAUGAGAAACACCAAUUUUGUGAAACAUUGACAAAGAUUAAGGUGCCAGAUGGUUUUUCAUCGAAUAUUCAAAAUUUGGUUUCCUUGAAAGAUUGUAGACUACAGGGUCUAAAGUCUCAUGACUGUCAUGUGUUAAUGCAACAAAUGCUUCCAAUAGCUAUUCGAGGCUUUUUAGAAAAUCCCGUGAGAAAUGCUAUAACCAGAAUGUGUUUCUUCUUUAAUGCCCUUUGCUCUAAAGUUAUUGACGUAUCAAAGUUGGAGGUUAUUCAAUUGGAAAUUGUGAAGACUUUGUGCUUGUUCGAACAAUAUUUUCCUCCAUCUUUCUUUGAUAUAAUGGUUCAUUUGGCAGUUCAUCUAGUUAGAGAAGUCACCUUGUGUGGGCCGGUUUGUUUUCUAUGGAUGUACCCUUUCGAGAGGUUGAUGAAAAUUUACAAGGGUUAUGUGCGAAAUCGAAGUCGUCCAGAGGGUUGUAUAGUUGAAUCUUAUAUAGUUGAAGAAGCAGUUAAAUUAUGGCAAGAGAAGGAAAAACCUACUUUAAUGGAAAAAGAAGAUUGGGAGGUUGCUCAUCAAAAUGUCUUGGAGAAUACAGUUGAGGUUCAACCUUAUAUAGAAGAACAUUUGCAAUAUCUAAAUAAGGAAAAUCGAACAAAAUCUAGAAAGCAUAUUCAAGAAGAGCAUCAUCGUACCUUUCAACAUUGGUUUCUUGAUAAGAUUCAGAAAGAGUUGACCGAUGAGUUGCAUGAAGUUACCGAAACUUUGAGAUGGCUUUCAUUAGGUCCGACUCGAUUGGCAAUUAAGCACGACGUGUUUAUAAUUAAUGGUUGUAGGUUCAACACUAAAGCUCGUGAUGAUGUUAGGGUCACCCAAAAUAGUGGUGUAAGUAUUGUAGCUCAAACCUUGCAAGUCUCUAGUGCACGUGACAAGAACCCUAUAUAUGGUGAGAUGAAAUUUUAUGGUGUCAUUCAAGAAAUAUGGGAGCUUGAUUAUCAUGAAUUUAGGAUACCGAUGUUCAAGUGUGAUUGGGUAGACAGCAAAAAUGGUGUGGAGAAAGAAAAGUUAGGUUUCAUUAAAGUUGAUUUGAAUAAAAUAGGACAUAAAAAAGACUCAUUUAUAAUGGCAAGUCAAGCUAAACAAGUGUUUUAUGUUGAGGAUCCUUCUUCAUCAAGAUGGUCAAUAGUGCUUGCUUCACAACCAAGAGACAAAGUGCAUGAUGACGAUCAACAACAUGACUUUGGUGAAUUACAAAUUUCAGAAAAAGAGAUCAUGGACCCAUUUGAUGAGCACCUUGAGGAGUACCUAGAGGGUGAUGAUGAGCAAGCUGAUGUUGAUUCCAUUGAUGAGCAGACUGAUGGUGGUUCCAUGGAUGUUGAGCACGAGGAGGAGGAUAAUAAUAAAGAGAACGCGGAAGAUAAAAAGAAAACACAUAAGCGGACACGAGGCAUAGUGCGAUUGACGAAGAUCAUACCAGAUAAAAUUAAAGGAAUCAAACGCCAUUUGAGGUUCAAUAGCAGGGGCAAUCGAUCGAGACCCCAAACAGAGAGCUUCAAUGUUAUUUAG